AUGGCCACCAGGAAGCCCAACGUGCCAGCAGUCAAUGGUAGCAAAGACAACAGGACCGGAGGAAGAGCUCAGCCCCUGGGGCCAGGGCAGGCAGAAUGGCCGGUUGGGGCCAUGACCCAAGCCUCACAGAGCAGCGGAGGCUGCCGGCGGGCAGGGACCAGGGUCUCCGAGAAGCCCCGCUGGGUGGGGGAGCCCCCGUGGCGGGCGGCAGCGCGCCAGGCUCCCGAGCCCGUACCCAUUCGGUUGGCACAUGCCCCAGCUCGCGCCCUCUGGUCCGGUUUGUCCUGGCACCGCGCCGUUUCUAUCGGAAGCGGCUUGUAUCUCCCAGAAGUCAGCAGAAAGUCCCCAACACAAUCGGGGGGAGAUGAAAGCGCCGGGGAGGCUGCGGAGGGGGAAGCUGCGGCGGCAGCGGCCAGGGAUGGAGAGGCCGGCAGGGCGGGGGUCUCGAGGGGCCUCCUUCCCUCCCAGCCCGGGGCUACAGGCCUUCGGCUUCCCCGCGCUGGCCUCAUCCCAGGCUCUCUGGCCCUGCGCCGGGCAGACCUCAGGCUCGGGGGCCGGGGCAGGGCCAGGGGAGGUCAUCGGCCUUGGACCUGGAGCCCUGAGGGGCCGGAGUGGGGGAGAGAGAAGGAAUCCGAAGGCACUGAGCGGUAUGGAAAGCCGUCCAAGGGGCCCCUGGGAUCAUCCCCAGGCCCAGCCUGGGGGGCACAGGGCGGGGCAGCAAAAGUCAGCCUCCUCGGAGGCAUUGAAUGUCAGAUUUGGGGUUUCCAUUUUUCCCAACAUCCCCUCUCUUGGGCAUCUCCCUGCUCCCAACUGCCAAAUAACACAGUGCCUCUAGACGGAGCCGGCACCCCGAAACCCCAACAUCAUUUGUGGCUUUAUGUCCCCCGUCCCCUCGUCCCCCAUCACCUAUCCCCUGUCCCAGAUCAGGCUACCUCAAGGGAAUAUUUGGGAGAUGACCAGUGAGCUUUCCCAUAGUUGCACCCCCAAAGCCUAGGGGGGAGCAAGCCCUUGAACUGGGAUUCUCCCAAAUACUUGCACCCCCAAAUAGCAGGCACACACACCCAGAACACAUGCACACCCAGAGGACUUGAUGUUUCACAGUUUCUGGCUGGGGCUGGUGGCACCCCAAUAACAUGGUCCCUGCUAGCAGAGGAACCCCAAUCUCCACAGACCCCAUCCAACAAACUCUGGUGAGCAGGAAGAUCUAGCUCAGGGAUCCACCCAGCGAACAGAGAUCCCACUUAUUCAACGAGACCACUACAGAGGGACCCCAAAAAUCGAGCCCGAGGGAGACGGCAUCCGCCAAGUCCCCCCUGAAACUUCGUUAGUAGAGAGAGAAAUGGAGCUAACCCGUCUGGAGGCAAAAGCUCUUGGGCCAGACCUCCCUUAGCAGAGAGAGACCCCUAGGUAGCCUUGGCCUAGAUCUGCCUGACCUGUCAUCAUAACUUAGAUAAAUAGAAUUAUUAUUAAUUAGCACUAUUCACUAUUCUCCAUUCACAGGGGGAGCUUCAUAUGCACAAGCCUGGCAGCAGCCUCCCUCGCCUUUGGGAGGUUACCCCACCCCUGGGAUGGGUCCCCACACUGCUCCCCAUUAGGCCAUUAACCCCACCUCCUGGGUUCUGGCUCCGGAAAAGGGGCACCCAGGGGACAAUAAAUUAUCAUCAUCAUCAUCAUUA
Molecule: messenger RNA, 1676 nt
Organism: Monodelphis domestica (gray short-tailed opossum)
Lineage: Eukaryota; Metazoa; Chordata; Mammalia; Didelphimorphia; Didelphidae
Source: RefSeq, a predicted model, not a curated record